Polypterus senegalus (gray bichir) is the source of this 3714-nucleotide messenger RNA. It is a transcript of the gene apeh2, whose product is annotated as S9 family peptidase. Gene Ontology annotation, molecular function: serine-type endopeptidase activity. The transcript is spliced from 22 exons. The coding region runs from base 249 to 2501 and encodes 750 amino acids. Gene Ontology annotation, biological process: proteolysis. The record is from RefSeq and is a predicted model, not a curated record. NCBI's taxonomy places the organism in Eukaryota, Metazoa, Chordata, Cladistia, Polypteriformes, Polypteridae.
CGCAACCAGAAGAAAACCAACACCUUUUUUCAAUGUCCUAUCUCCAGAAGGAAAUGUCUGCUUGGAUUGUUUAGAAAUUGGUUUAUUUAUUUAUUUUUUAUUAAAAGAUAUAACUUUAUGUCACGAGGACACUUCUGUUAAUUAUGCUACUUUAUUACUGAUCAAUUGCAAUACCUUUUGUGAAAUAUUUUAUACAUUUAAAUGAAUGAGGAUUAGCCUCUUAUCCUUUUCUUUUCCGACUCUUUAGUAUGUGUAAUCGUUUGAGUUCAUUAAAAGCUGCAAAGCUCUUAAAACAGGUCACUACAGACCCCAAGACCAUUUCUGCAAUCUACAGGCAGCACUGUAGUUUCCCGUCCCCCACCCAGGCUUUUGUAGGCCCUGAGGUACCCUGUGAGCAGGGAGGGCACUACAUUAACAUCUGUACAGAAUGGACCCAGAGUGAGUUGGAGAGAGGUCAGUCAAUCACUUUCACCCGUCAGCACACUGUUCUGCAUGAUGGAGUUUCUCUGCGCCUGAUUGGCCCGUCUUCACCCUGCACUGACAUUCAGAACCAGUUGCUCAGUAGCUACUCUCCAUCGGGGAAGCUGAAGGCUGUUAUUCGUGAAAAGCAGGAGAAACAGUUUUUGGAGAUUUGGGGAGAAAAUGGACUGCUAAGAUCCACAGAUCUAAGUACACAGAAUGUACAUGGCAAGGUCUACGGCAGUGGACAGUUUGGGGUUCUGACAUGGUCUCAUUCGGAAAAGAAAGUUCUGUAUGUCGCUGAGAAGAAACGAACAGAGGUAAGGUCUUUCUUUCAGACCUCAGAUUCUGUUUGCCAUGAUGAAAGAAGGGAGUCAAAGAGACAAGAGGGCAAAGAGGAGCAGGAGGACUCCAAUAUAUCACAGCAACCUAUAAAGGACAGCAACUUGGAAUUUUGGGAUGACUGGGGAGAGGGUCUGUCAGGCAGUAGGCUUCCAGUCUUAUGUAUUUUAGACAUCCAGAGCAGCUGCAUUUUGGUGGUGAAGGGCAUCCCAGAUGAUGUGUCUCCAGGGCAGGCUCUAUGGGCUCCUGGUGACCAAGGGUUGCUCUUUGUUGGCUGGUAUCAUGAGCCAUUCCGACUUGGCUUGAAGUUCUGUUACAACCGCAGGUCUGCACUCUACCAUGUAGACUUUGAAGGCAGAUGUGAGCUCCUGUCCUCUGAUUCCCAUGCCAUCUCAUCUCCUCGACUCAGCCCUGACCAGCGACAUGUCAUUUACCUAGAGGGGGAGACUUUUGGACCCCAUAGUCAGUGCCUGCGCCUCCAGCUGUAUGAUUGGCUCACCAAAGAAACAUUGAUAUUGGUAGACCGUGUUAAGCGUCCUGAAAAGGACUCAUUUGCUGGACUCUAUACCACUGCACUGCCCAUGAUGUGCUGGUCAGCUGACAGCCAUAGGAUCCUUGUCCACACUCCCCAGAGGAGCAAAAAGGAAAUCUAUGUAGUGCAAUUAACGGAGAAAAGAUUGACACGGCUAGUUGACAGCACAGAAUCUGGCAGCUGGACAAUUUUGACCGCUCAAAGGGACCUUGUUAUUGCCUUCUGCUCAGCCCCCGACCGCCCACCCAGUCUGAAACUGGGCCUCUUUCCUCCCAAGGGGGGAGAGCAGAGCAUCACCUGGGUGUCCCUUCAGGAAUCUGAUCAGCUACCUACCAUUGAGUGGACAGUGCUGACCUUCACGCCACCGCCUGCAGAGGAAAACCAGCGCUUUCCUGGUCUGGAUUUUGAAGCCUUGUUGGUGAAGCCUAAAUCUGUAGAGAAGAUGGAGGCAGGAAUUCCCUUGAUUGUUCAGCCUCAUGGGGGGCCACACUCUGUGUUUGUUGCACAGUGGCAGCAGAAUCUGGCAGUUCUAGUGCGACUUGGAUUUGCAGUGCUACAGGUAAACUAUCGUGGCUCCACUGGAUUUGGCCAGGACAGUAUUGAGUCACUCAUUGGGCUCAUUGGGAGACAAGACGUCAAAGAUGUGCAGCAUGCUGUCAACACAGUGCUCCAGAGUGAUGCAACUCUUAACCCCAAAAGUGUUUACUUGCUGGGGGGUUCUCAUGGAGGCUUCUUGGUCUGCCACCUGGUUGGACAAUACCCUGACUUCUACAAGGCUGGCGUCAUGAUGAAUCCUGUCAUAAAUUAUGCCACUUUACUGGGGACCAGUGACAUUACCGACUGGAGAUACACAGCAGUUGGACUUCAGUACUCGUAUGACCGGAUCCCUACUGUGGAUGAUUUGGCUGCCAUGCUGACCUCCUCUCCUCUGGUCCAUGCUGCCAAGAUCACAACCCCAGUGCUGUUACUGCUGGGUGGGAAAGACAAGAGAGUUACUCCAAAACAAGGUGUGGAGCUCUACAGGGUGCUGAAAAGCCGGAGCCGUUCUGUCAGAUUGCUGUGGUACCCUGAUGAUGGCCACUCCCUCUCAAAGACAUCCACUAUGGCAGACAGCUUCAUGGCAAUGAUUCUGUGGUUCCUACAGCAUCUUGGGAGGAAACCCCACUAGACAUCCUCUUAAGCAUUUUAUAGAUGGAGGACUGGAGGAUGGUUCCGUUGAACAUUGUGAACUUCAGGGUUUGUCAUGCAGCUGUCAUGAAUUCCUUGUCUGUCACUUCAUUUCUCUUUUGUCUUUUCUGUGCUUUUAUCCAUCUCACUCAUUCCAGUUGUCAUCCAUUAUUUAUUUUUGUUGUUCAUAUUUCUUUUUUUCCUCUUUCCCUGCAUUCUUCCCUCUUUAUGUUUUCUGAUUUCUGCACAUCCUCGCAUUUCACAUGAUUUCCUGUUAUAGUAUAUUCUUCUCUCUCAUUUUGUUUCAUCUGAAAUUUCUUUGGCCACUAGAGGGCAGGCUUGGGUACAUUUGAUCCAUGCUCUCGUGGGCUCAUUUUGGAAGCUGUUUCUGUUCUACUUUGUCUUGCCUGUAUUUGAAAUGCAUGAAAAAAAUAAUGUAGGGAAGAUGCAGUGUGGCAAAAGGGAGAAAGCUGCACGCAUUCCAGUCUCAUAAGUGGAUGGAUCCUAUGUUCUGUCUGCAGUGACUUUAUAGUGGGUAUGAUGUGUUUGUCACAUUGUUUUAAGGCAGGGGUUCUAAUCUGAAGAGCCAAAUAAGAAAAGUAUCAUACUGUAACUCAGCAUCUCAGGAAAAGUACACUGCUCAAAAAAACUUUAAGGGAGAACUUAAUCAUCAAAGUUAACACCAAGUCAGUUAAGCUUCAGCGAUAACAGUCUGUCAGAUUAGGAAACACAAGUGAUUGUGAGUCAACUUCACCUGCUUUGGUGCAAAUAAAAGUGACAACAGGUGCACUGAAGAGACAACAGCAUGAUGAUCCCCAAAAAGGGAAUGGCAGGUGGUGGCCACAGACAUUUGUUCUCUCCUUAUCCUUCCUGACUGACUCUUCUCUAGUUUUGUGUUUUGCUAGUGUCUUUGUCAGUGUCCUCUGUUUGAUUGUUGGUCAGUGAUGGUCUGGAGAGGCAUAUCCUUGGAGGGUCACACAAACCUCCACGUGCUAGGCAAUGUUAGCCUGACUGCUGUUAGGUACCGGGAUGAAUUUCUCAGAGCCAUUGUCAGACCUUACGCUGGCACAAUGGGCCCAGCCUCAUGUGGCCACAGUGUGUAGGCAGUUCCUGGAUGAUGAUGCCAUUGACUCGCCUGCAUGUUCCCCAGACCUGAAUUCAAUUGAGAAACUCUGGGAUGUUAUGUAUUGGUGCAUCUGAUGCUACCAAGUAGU